This is a messenger RNA of Carassius gibelio (silver crucian carp), 6330 nucleotides long. Its product is annotated as dynamin-binding protein. The transcript is spliced from 17 exons. Gene Ontology annotation, cellular component: cytoplasm. Gene Ontology annotation, biological process: intracellular signal transduction. The record is from RefSeq and is a predicted model, not a curated record. Lineage: Eukaryota; Metazoa; Chordata; Actinopteri; Cypriniformes; Cyprinidae. The coding region runs from base 325 to 5337 and encodes 1670 amino acids. Gene Ontology annotation, molecular function: guanyl-nucleotide exchange factor activity; protein binding.
AGCAUGAAGAGAGGUAAGGAUCAGCCUGAUGGGACCUUUAUGGGAUGACAGCUGAUCCCGCCGUGGCGCAGAUGACCGUCGGGAUCGGAUCACAUGCAACUUGUGAGCCAAGUAAUGACAGGCGGGAGAAACUCAUCUUACGUUUAAUUUUUAAACAAAAUUGAACGAUACAAAGCUAAUGGCAGAAGGGAAACGCGCACGAGCAUCCACUGGAUAGUAAAAGUUUUCUUGCUGUCGGUUUUUUUUAGUUAACGUAAGCCUUUUCAGCAACCCAGUCUAAUCGCAUUGAGGGCGUUUGUGGGGUCACACAGGUGAUGAGUGAACAUGGAGGCUGGAUCGGUGAUGCGUGCCGUGUUCGAGUUCCUUCCCAGCGUCUCUGAAGAACUCCCUCUGUUCACCGGAGAUGUCAUUGAAGUGCUCAGUGUUGUUGAUGAAUUUUGGCUGCUUGGAAUUAAAGAUGGAGUCACAGGCCAGUUUCCCAGCACUUUUGUGGAACCCGUCACAAUCCCAAGCACCAAGACCGGAGAGAAUCUGUAUGUGUGCAUCAGUGACUUUAACUCUGUGGAUGCUGGAAACUUACCACUAAAGAGAGGUGAUGUAGUUGCUGCUGAAAGCAGUGUGGAUGCUGUGUGGAUGAGAGGGCAUAAUGCAUGGGGCUCACGCGGGCUCUUCCCCAUCUCUUGCGUUAAAGAGCUGGAGCUUUCCGGGCAAUCCAGGCAGCUGUCAGAGCGCAGUGCGGCUGCCCAGGCCUCGGAGCUUCCCCCACAUGCACUGGGCCAGGCCUGUGCCCUUAUGAGCCUUCACGCCCAGCUGGACGAGGAGCUUGACUUUCGAGAGGGUGAUGUCAUCACCAUCAUAGGCCUGCCAGAACCUGGCUGGUUCCAGGGAGAACUGGACGGCAGGACGGGAGUUUUCCCGGAGGGCUUUGUAGAGCUGCUUGGACCCCUGCGCUCACUUCUAGAGGAGCCUGAACCUCAGACCCUACAUCAGUAUCCAGCUUACAGCAUGGAGGAAGAAGAGAGAAGGGAUGAGGAAAAUUCAGAAAUGGAUAUUCAACAACAGCAUGAGGAAGAAGAGGAGGAGGAAGAGGGAGCUGUAUAUGGGAUUGCGCUUUAUGAAUUCCGAGCCCUUGAGCCCAGUGAGCUGGACUUUGAUGCUGGUGAUAGGAUCCGUAUCCUCACCACGCUGGAGGAUGGCUGGUUGGAGGGGCAAAUAGGUGGCAGAAGAGGAGUUUUCCCUCAUCGAUUUGUCAAGAUACAAGGGCAGCUGCAGGUUGUCCCACAAACCGAGACAUUAAUUUGUGAAAUUAGUGUACCUGAGAGAGAAGAAGAGUGUUACAAUACCGAUAAUACCUCACCUCAACAAGAUUGCACAGUGCCAGAAUAUGGGCAGGAGUGGGCUACUCCGGAAGAUCACACAGUGUGGGACCUGGAUUACUUUGAGCGCCGGGAGGAAGAAAGAAAGGAUGAGCAGGUGUACUACAUGCACUCCGAUCAAAGUUCUCAAAGGAGAGAAAAGACUAUACAUCAAUCACAGGUUCAGUCUCAAGAAAGAAGACGAGAAAGACCCCCACUCCCUCACACACCACCCCACAGAGAAGUCCAAAGUAACAGAACAGGCAGCCCCAAUUUGGGUAAACCCCAGCUGCCCCCUAGGCCAAGUCUACACGCCCUCAGCAACCGAAAAUACAGUACAAGUUCUCACACCAGUUUACGAGAACCUCCCCCAGCACCCAUCACAAAGAAGCAAAAUCCGAAUCUGUUCACCAGAACCUCACCUAAUUCCAUUUGGACAAGAAACAGAGGUAACUAUGCAUCUCAUGACGGCAGAAGCCCCUUCAGCAGUAAAAUCUCUGCUGAUAAAAACCGGCAGAGGAAGUUAACUCGACACGCAAGUGUCAAUGAUGUGGACCUAAUGUCUGGGGGCUGCAGCGACCACUGGGCAUUGCCUCAGGAACAGGGUUCAAAUGGGUUACCAACCUCUCAGACAUUGGGGACUUUAGCUGUGUCAGCUGGAAAUCUUGAAGCCAAGCUUUCUCAACAGCUGAUAGAGUUCGAACAAAGCUUACCAGGUUGUGGCAAUGGAUUCACAGAACUGAGCCGAUGGGAGGAGGUUAGUGGUAGGAGGGGCAAUAAAGUUUCCCGCCACUUCUCUAUUAUGGACUACAGCAAUGAGCAUGACAUAAUCCAUGGUUCCUCCCACUCCUUAAUGGAAUGUCUGUUGCCCACCACUUCCUCUCCUUCUGGUUCCGCCUCCUCCUCUCUGGAGAGACGGAAAACGCUACGCCCACCUCCUCCUAGACCGCGGGUCCUUAGGCCACCAGCACCUACAAACUCGAAUUGUCCUCAAACCAAUGGACGUAUUGCUCCUCAGCCUUACAGACCUGCACGUCCAGCGCCACGACCACCUCCUCCAUGCACACGCACCAACUCUGUGAUGCCAGGCCCUCCUUCACCCACCUCCAACCCAUUCUAUAACUCGCCAGAAGAGAAAGAGACUGUUGAAGAGGUGGAAGAUGCGGAGGAUGUUCUGGAGAUGGAGAAAGAAAUUGAGAGAGAAAGAGAGAGGGAACAGGAGCAAUAUAAGUUACUCUUGAGGUUGGAGGAGGUGGAAAGAGACAUUGAUAUGUAUUCUCACACAGCCCAGGAGCUGCAGACCAUGCUGGAAGAGGAGCAGGAUGAGACUUCGAGACAACAGGCUCUUGAGAAUCUGGAAUUCUGCACAUACACCAUGGAAACACUGAUCCUGGAGCAGCAGCAGCUACAAGAGAUGACCCUGUUUGCCUCCCAGCCUAAGUCUCUGGAAUCAUCCCCAGCUUCAGCGGCCACCACUGAAGACCCUGAACAAAGGAUGCUGGAGAAAAGGUCAAAGGUCAUUGAGGAGCUUCUGCAGACAGAACAGGACUACAUCAAGGAUCUUCAGAUGUGUGUAAAGGAGAUCAUUCACCCGCUGCAGAAAAAACAGGCCCAGACUAUUGAUUUUGAUGGACUCUUUGGAAACAUCAACUCUGUAAUUGACCUUUCCUGUCGGCUUAACAAGACCCUCCAGGAUACUGACUCAAUAGGUCAAGUGUUCCUGGACUACAAAGGUGAAUUGGAGGAGGUUUACAAAAUCUAUUGCCAAAAUCAUGAUGAUGCCAUCUCUUUACUGGAGACCUAUGAGAAGGAUGAGAACAUCCAGAAGCACGUGUUGGAAUGUCUAGAGAAGCUCAGAGGGAUAUACCGUGAGUGGGGAAAGACAAACUACAUUAAUCUGGGUUCCUUCUUGAUAAAGCCAGUGCAGAGAGUGAUGCGAUACCCCCUGCUCCUGAUGGAACUGCUGAACACCACUCCUGAGUCACACCACGACAGGAAGCUGCUCGCUGAGGCAUUGAGGUCCAUUAAAGAGAUCAACGUCAAUAUCAACGAAUUCAAAAGGAGAAAGGAUCUUGUGGUGAAGUACCGCAAAGGCGAUGAAGACCGACUCAUUGACAAGAUCUCAAAGUUGAGUAUGCACUCUAUCAUCAAGAAGUCUAACAGAGUGAGCAGCCAUUUAAAGCACCUGACUGGGAUCUCAUCUCAGAUCAAAGAUGAAGCUUUCGAUGAUGCUGAGAAACGAUUCAGACUCCAGGAGCGGCUCAUCAAAUCCUUCAUCAGGGACAUCUCCCUCUAUCUGCAGCAUAUAAGGGAGUCCACCUCGGUUAAGGUUCUGGCCGCCAUCAGUUUCUGUGACAUCUACACAGAACGGCAACAGCAUGUGGACCCUGAACGGUUUCAAAGAGCUCAUCGAUGCAUUAGCGACAAACAGUUCACGGAGUUUAAGGAGAGGACAGAAGCCCUAGUCAUCACUCCCCUCACCCAGCUGCUCAAUAUGUUCGCCGGUCCCCACAAACUAAUCCAGAAACGUAGAGACAAGCUGCUGGACUAUGACAACUGUAAGGAGCGUGCAGAGAGGCUGAAGGACAAGCGUGUGCAGGAGGAGCUGCAGACGGCGAGAAAUAACUACGAAGCUCUGAACGCCCAGCUGCUGGAUGAGCUGCCCAAGUUCCACCGCGCAGCCGAGGAUCUGUUCACCAGCUGCGUGAGGGGCUUCACCCAGGCCCAGAGAGACUUCAUUGCACUCACGCUGGGAGAGCUUUCACCACUGCUGCAGCUGUCUGGUUUGGGUGGUACAGAGGGAAAUCUGGUGUCCUUGUUCCAGGAGGAGCACACCCGUGUCUUGGAUUUUCUUCAGAGCUUUAGUUUCUUUCCCGAUAAUCUUCCCACAACAACUGUACGCAAGCCUUUUGACAGGAAGACUCUGGAGAAGCAGAACUCGAAGAAACAAGGCCCUCCAAACUACGUGCUGCAGACGGAUGAGCACCGCGCUGGGCUUCUGACAAGAUACGGGCCAGAGAAACUCUACCAGGCUGAGAGAAAUUUCAACGCAGCACAGGACUUGGACGUGUCUGUACUGGAGGGAGACAUAGUGGGUGUCAUCAAGCAGCAAGACCCCAUGGGCAGCCAGAACCGCUGGCUAAUAGACAAUGGAGUUACGAAGGGCUUUGUGUAUAGCUCCUUCUUAAAGCUCUACAAUCCACGCAGGAGUCAGUCGGAUGUUUCCAUUGAGAGCCAAUCAUCAAAUGAGUCGGGCUACAGUGGAUCCUCUCCCAUGUUCUCACGGCAGAGUAGUAACAGCACUCUGACUUUCAACCAGGAGACAUCGACUGUCAGCUUCACAACGGCGACGCCUCCAAACCAAUCACACACUCUCCCGAAUCAAGAGAGCACUCCGAGAAAAAACAGAGAGGCUUCUUCAACUAACUACUCUUCCUCCAGUCAGAGGGAUUCCCUCGACCCCACCUUCAGAAACUCUCCCAAUCACAAAGAACUGUCCGAGACAGCCUCUCGAAAAAACAGGGAACACUCAGAGCCCUCCUACAAAAAUUCCACCAAUCACAGAGAUGCGUUAGACUCUGAUAAAAACACUCCUACCAAUCACAGAGACACUUCAGACUUCUCUGAGACAGAUUCUUGUCCCUCCAGUAAGAACUCCAGGUAUGAACCAUCUUCGAGGUACCAUGACUCAAAGCUGAGACAAAAUGGAGAUUAUUCGGUACAGCAGAGGAUGCCCGAGUACCCUCCCGAGGAGUAUAUAGAUCCAGAGCCUGAACGUGAGCUAGAUGGACAGCAGAUAUACUACGCUCUUUACUCCUUCAGUGCACGGUGUGCAAACGAGCUCAGCAUUUCAGCCAAUCAGCAGGUCCGAAUCCUUGAGUUCCAGGACAUGAAUGGCAACCAGGAGUGGUGGCUGGGGGAGGCAGGAGGACGGAAGGGUUACAUCCCAUCCAACUACAUUCGCAAAUCUGAGUACACAUGAGAUGGACAUUUGUACAAGAACAAUCCCCAACUACCCCAGACCUCUACAAACCAACUCAUUACAGGGAGAACACUACAAAAGGACGUUAUUGUGCCUUAACUAUUGAGGAGAUGCACUGAUGUGGUGAACUUGUCAUUGCUACUGAUGAACAAAAAAAAUCCCCUCCAUAUUGACUUCAGUCAAUGAAUGUAACUCCUGACUCCUAGUGGUCAUAGAGGAUGGUGUAUGUGGAAUUUAAAAUAAUGGGAGAGAAAAAAUAAAUAGUUUGGACCGAGAGGCAGAUUGUUGUUGGAUUCAGUGAUCUGACAUGUUCUGUUGUUCUUGGAUACUCCUUUUACAGUGUUUGCACUUAAUUGCUCCGUAGAGAGUGUAGAUCUCUUUUGAUGUGUAGGAGUGGAGUGGAGGAAUUGUAUUGGGCAUGUGCGAUUCACACUGGACGUAGACUGAUGGGAUUGAUAUUCCAGGACUGGCGAUGACAGUGUUGCCUGUAAAUAAGAGUGCAAGAAUGAGUGUUUGUUUGUGGAGUGUUUUGAGAUGUUGCCUUCCUUCAUCUGACAAUCACAGUGCACCUCAAGGGAGAAAAAAGAUUUUACUGGGUUUCAGUGAAUGUGAACAAAAUAAUCCAUAUGAAGUGUUUGGAUUUAUUCCCCAUUGGGGCUCUCAGAUGAUGACAGUAUCACCACUGGUGACCAUAUCAUAUUGCUGAAAAUAUGAAUGAAAUGCAAAAGACACUUUUUGUAAGGUACAGUGUUUUCUACCUUUUUACUUUUUGACAGCAUUAAGUUUGCCACUUGCACUUGAAUGCAUUUACAAGUUAAUAUUGAUGUGUUGAGCCAUUGUGAGGGAGUUCAAGGCACCUGUGAGCUCAUUGCACCAACAGAACUCUGAAUAUUUAUCUCUCAUGCUGUAUAUACUGAGAAUUAACUCCUGCACUCCAGUGUGAACUGAUCCAUUUCUCCUCUUUAAAAUAAAAAAGAAAUCAGUAGAAAAACA